AUGUCAACAACUUUCACUUCUGAUAAUAACGUGAAGGAUCAUUCCACAACAACCACAAAUAGAAAGGGAAAUGUCGCUACAUUAUCUCAAACUGAAAAAUUAACUGCAAUUGAUACUUUUGGUAACACUUUUGAAGUUCCAGAUUAUACUAUCAAAGAUAUCUUAAAAGCUAUUCCUGCUCAUUGUUAUGAAAGAAGAGUUUGGGAAUCUUUCUACUAUGUUUUCAGAGAUAUUUUUUGGUUAGGUACUUUUUACUAUUUAGCAAACACUUUCAUUCCAACAAUUCCUAAUAAAUUAGUUAGAGCUUCAUUAUGGGCUGGUUAUACUAUAGUACAAGGUUUAUUUGGUACUGGUCUUUGGGUUUUAGCUCAUGAAUGUGGUCAUCAAGCUUUUACUGAUUAUGGUUGGGUUAAUGAUUUAACUGGUUGGGUUUUACAUUCUUUCCUUUUAGUUCCAUAUUUCUCAUGGAAAUAUUCACAUGGUAAACAUCAUAAGGCAACUGGUCAUUUAACAAGAGAUACAGUUUUCGUUCCACCAACAAAAGAUGAAUUUAAAGCUAAACAUUUUGUUGAAAAAUUAGAAGAUUUAGGUGAAGAUUCUCCAAUUGUUACAUUAAUUCAAUUAAUUACUCAACAAUUAGGUGGUUGGUUAACUUAUUUAACUACAAAUGUUACUGGACAAAAAUAUCCAGAUAGAUCAAAAUGGGCUGUUAAUCAUUUUAAUCCAACUUCACCAUUAUUUGAAAAAAAAGAUUAUUGGUUUAUUGUUUUAUCAGAUUUAGGUAUUAUGAUUCAAUCUUUAGUUUUAUAUAAAUGGUAUCAAACUUUUGGUGGAUUUCAUAUUACAAUGAAUUAUGUUAUUCCAUAUUUAUUUGUUAAUCAUUGGUUAGUUUUCAUUACUUAUUUACAACAUACAGAUGCAGAAAUGCCACAUUAUGAUAAUGAUAAAUGGAAUUUUGCAAGAGGUGCUGCAGCAACAAUUGAUAGAGAUUUUGGAUUUGUUGGACCUUUCUGUUUCCAUGAUAUUAUUGAAACUCAUGUUUUACAUCAUUAUGUUUCAAGAAUUCCAUUUUAUAAUGCAAGAGAAGCAAGUGAAGCAAUUAAAAAAGUUAUGGGUAAACAUUAUAGAUCAAAUAAAGAAAAUAUGUUUGUUGCCUUAUGGAAAUCUGCAAGAACUUGUCAAUUCGUUGAUGGUGAUAAUGGUGUUAGAAUGUUUAGAAAUAGAAACAAUAUUGGUGUUAAAGCAAGAGAUUAA
This is a messenger RNA of Hansenula ciferrii, 1254 nucleotides long. Its product is annotated as Omega-6 fatty acid desaturase, endoplasmic reticulum. Gene Ontology annotation, biological process: lipid metabolic process. The coding region runs from base 1 to 1254 and encodes 417 amino acids. NCBI's taxonomy places the organism in Eukaryota, Fungi, Ascomycota, Saccharomycetes, Phaffomycetales, Wickerhamomycetaceae. The transcript has a single exon. Gene Ontology annotation, molecular function: oxidoreductase activity. The record is from RefSeq and is a predicted model, not a curated record.